Molecule: messenger RNA, 2601 nt
Organism: Dama dama (fallow deer)
Lineage: Eukaryota; Metazoa; Chordata; Mammalia; Artiodactyla; Cervidae
Gene: FBXW12
Product: F-box and WD repeat domain containing 12
Exons: 9
Coding region: 938-2170 (410 amino acids)
Molecular function (GO): protein binding
Source: RefSeq, a predicted model, not a curated record
UCUUAUGGCAGAAAGUGAAGAGGAACUAAAGAGCCUCUUGAUGAAAGUGAAAGAGGAGAGUGAAAAAGUUGGUUUAAAGCUCAACAUUCAGAAAACUAAGAUCAUGGCAUCCAGUCCCAUCACUUCAUGGCAAAUAAAUGGGGAAACAGUGGCUGACUUUAUUUUUUGGGGCUCCAAAAUCACUGCAGAUGGUGAUUGCAGCCAUGAAAUUAAGCUUUAAUUAAGUAAAUUUACUUAAUUGCAGCUUACUCCUUGGAACGAAAAUUAUGACCAACCUAGACAGCAUAUUAAAAAGCAGAGACAUUACUUUGCCAACAAAGGUCCGUCUAGUCAAGGCUAUGGUUUUUCCAGUAGUCAUGUAUGGAUGUAAGAGUUGGACUAUAAUGAAAGCUGAGUGCCGAGAAAUUAAUGCCUUUGAGCUGUGGUGUUGGAGAGGACUCUUGGGAGUCCCUUGGACUGCAAGGCGAUCCAACCAGUCCAUCCUAGAGAAAAUUAGUCCUGAAUAUUCAUUGAAAGGACUGAUGCUGAAACUGAAACUCCAGUACUUUGGCCAUCUGAUGCGAAGAAUUGACUCAUUUGAAAAGAUCCUGAUGCUGGGAAUGAUUGAAGGUGGGAGGAGAAGGGGACGACAGAGGAUGAGAUGGUUGGAUGGCAUCACCGACUCAAUGGACAUGAAUUUGGGUAAACUCCAGGAGUUGGUGAUGGAUAGGGAGGCCUGGUGUGCUGCAGCCCAUGGGGUCGCAAAGAGUCAGACAGGACUGAGCGACUGAACUGAACUGAACUUGUAGUACAGUGCUCACAAUUGAAAUGGGUAGAAUGCCAACCCUAAACCCUAGAUUUUGUUUUCAUUUUUACUGAUAAGCUGGGGUAGGAAUUUCCCUUUGAGUAACACAAGCAGCUGUGUCUGAGACGCUGGUCCUCCUGUAAAGCCUCCCAGAUGACCCUGGGCACACAGACAUGGAAACAGUACUAUCUCCGCCGAUCUGAGCUCGAGUUCCGAAUGGCAUCUGGGCGGCCAGAGGACUUUACCUGCAGAGCCCUUGCUGGGCACAAAGGAGAGAUAGAUAAUCUGGCCUAUGUCUCAACCAACGAGUACCGGUUUGAUGGUCGGGAGAAAUCCGUGGUGUGCACCAUCUCCUCAGAUGGCACCGUGCGUGCCUGGGAUCUGCAUGAGGGCAUGGAGCUCUGGUCGAGCCCUGUACAGUCUACUCCUCUGGUGCAUCUGGUGACCUACCCUCGGCUGCAGCUGGUUGUCACUGUGGAUGAACGGGGGCUGAUCAAAGCAUGGGAAGCAGAGAAUGGGUGUGAGCAAGCCGCCUUCUUGCUGCCCAUGUAUUCAUCUACAUUGGAGGCCUGUGACAUUCCAGAGGGCCCCCUCUUGCUGGCCACCUGUGCUGAAGGGGCAGUCUACACACUCACGGUGCCCUGGCUGCAGCUGCUCUCCAGAGUCAGCGUGUUUCCUGGCAACCCCACCAGUCUUCUCUGCUCACCCGACCGGCAGUGGGUGUUCGCGUCAACCCAGAACUCAGACUUGAGCCCCGAGGUGUUCUACACUCAGUCCUUGCUGCGCCGGUCGGAAGAAGAGACUCCUGCCUCCGCCACUCUCCCCAUCUGGCUGACGUCCAGAGCCUGCUGGGCCCCCGACGAGGCAGCCAGGCUGAUGGUGAUGCACAGAAAUGACAACGGCAUGCAGUUGGUCAUCACCACCUAUGAGCUAGGGACCAGAAAGCCCAGGGAUAGAGCGGACAUUCUCGCACAACAGAUCGCGAGCUUCCUGCUGCCAGACACCAUGAUGCCUCCUCACCUCAUGAAGAGCCACGGCUCCCAGGUGAUCCUGCUGGUGUCCGGCUCAGAGCUGGUGCUCUUCACCAUUCACGGCCUGCAGCUGGUGGCCUUUCAGGACCACCAGAGGCCCAUCACGUCCAUGUGGGUGGACCAGACUCGAGUCAUAACCUCUUCCUUCGACCUCUCCCUGCGAGUCUACAUGUGGAACAAGGAGAAUAAAUUUCCCGUCCUCAAGAGCUGCUAUCAUUUGCUGGGUGGGUCUCACAGAUGGGCCAGUGGGUUUACUCAUGUGGAGAGUGACGGUAUGAGCAUUGUAGGCGUGGAAGCCAGAAACAUCGGAACUAGUAUUCUGAGGUCAUAUUACUUCCAAGUGCAGUGUGGCUAAGAUGACAGCAUCAACUGAAGAUUGUCACCACAGUUGGUGAGGUGCUUGUCUACAUACAGAGACUAAAGUAAUUAUUGUAUCAACAUCGGAAAAAGAAGUAAUGAUUUUCAAAUACCUACUGUGGGCCACACAAGUGUGUGAGGUGACUUUAUGUUUCAAUCCUCACCAGAAGCCAAUGAAGUGUAGAUAUUACUGUCUGUAUUUUUCAAAGAAGUUGAGAUGUAACAGAAGAGUAGUUAACCCACUGUUAGCCCAUUUUUCAGCUAUCAAACAAACUGUCCAAGGUUAUUUGGAUAGUAAGUAGCCAAGAGCAGUGAAUGCAGACCUUGGGUGCUAGAAAACCCAGGUUUAAAGUACUCAGAUUGUAACAUAAUUGUUUUUUGUUUUCCAAAUAUGUAAUUAAUGAAGUAAAUAUUUUUUUCAUCUUCCUA